AUGGACGGAGAUUGGGACGAGGUCGCCCGCAUCCCCUUUCCGCCUCCGGGCGUCCACGCCAUGGCCACGCCCGUAACGACAAUGGCAUUCGAUACGGCGCAAGAGCUGCUCUGGACGGGCAACGAAUAUGGAAGAGUCACGUCAUUCUACGGUAGCGAGCUCCAACGAUACACUUCUUUCAAAGCGCACACCACAACCGAUGGACCCGUCCGACAGAUCUUAGUGAACGACAAGGGCGUCGUGGUGUUGGGGUCGAGAGAUAUACACAUGGCCUCGCGCAAAGGCCCUCCCAUAUGGCACAUAAGACAUGAUGACAUGAAGGACUUACGAUGCAUGAGUUUUACGUCCAAGGGGACGUCAGAGAUCCUUGUUGCCGGUUUUCAGGACACCAUGUUUGUGAUUGAUCUCGCUAAGGGUGAGGUGGUCAAGCAGGUGCCGACGGCGCAUUCGUAUAAAGUUAUGAAGAAAAGCAGGUAUAUCUGCGCUGCUACUAAAGAGGGCACGGUCAACCUGAUCGAUGCGGCCAAUUUUACUGUCGUCAAAAGCUGGAACGCUCACUCGGCUCUCAUUAGCGACAUGGACGCCCAGCACGACUUCAUCGUCACUUGCGGCUAUUCACUGCGCCAAGGCCAGAACUACAUGUUAGAUCCCUUUCUGAAUGUCUUCGAUAUCAAGAAGAUGUCGUCGAUGUCGCCGAUUCCAUUCCCUGCUGGCGCCGCCUUUGUCAGGAUGCACCCGCGAAUGUCGACCACCAGCAUAGUCAUGUCUCAAAGCGGCCAGAUGCACGUCGUCGAUCUAAUGAAUCCGAACACUAGCAAUGUACGGCAGGCUAACACAAUGACGUAUUUGACUAUGUUCGAGAUCGCGCCAUCUGGUGAGGCCGUUGCUCUUGCGGAUGCCGAGUUCAACAUCCACAUCUGGGGCUCUCCAUCUAAGCUUCGAUUUGUUGACUUCGCAUCGCAAACUGAAUUUGCAACGCCCGAAGAACCCCUUCCAAGUAUCGAGUGGACUGCCGACACACCUCUGAACUCUAUCGGCACGCCCUACUACCGAGAUGUAUUGCUGUCGGCUUGGCCAGAUCUUGUGUCUGAUGUUGGAGCUCCUCCCACCAAGCUGGAUCCGCAGUUUCUGUCUGGCCUCAAGGCGACGGACUUUGGAAUGUAUGGACGUAAUACAAGAGGGUUCCGAAGAAACCAGGUGGAAGACACCCGCAAUCUGGACAAAGCCAACGCGUCAGGUAUUCUGGCGCCCAAGUUCCUCAGCGAAAAAGCCAGGGAGUUUGCCAAGACUCCCGAUAACGACGAUGAAAAGGUCGAUGAUGUUGCAAACGCGCUGAUGCGCAUGGACAUUGAUCCUCUAAAGGCAGAGUGUCCGCCAAUGUACCGGAAUGUGGAGAUCAAGUACAGCAAAUUUGGCGUUGAUGAUUUUGACUUUGGGUUCUACAAUAGGACGCAGUACUCCGGUCUUGAAAUCCACAUCGCCAACUCUUACGCCAACUCCCUGCUUCAGGUGUUGCAUUUCACGCCCCUUCUUCGGAACAUAGCGCUCCAACAUGCGGCGACCGCUUGCGUCGAAGACACAUGUCUUUUGUGCGAAAUGGGUUUCUUGUUUGACAUGCUGCAAAAGGCCGAGGGCUCAAUCUGUCAGGCAACCAACAUGCUGAAGACUCUCAGUCAUCAUCCUCAGGCCGGUCCUCUUGGGCUUCUUGAGGAAGACCCUAAUGGCUCCAGUCUGACCGUAAUGCUUCAAGGCUUGGUCAGAUUUCUCACUGAGAAAAUCGUGGUAGAUUUCAAGUCAAUCCAGCCGGGUUCAGGCUUGAUGGAUCAGAUGCUGUCGACCUCAGCGACAAGUUUCAUUAGGUGUAUGAACUGUAGGAGCGAGUAUACUCGACCGGGCUCUGGCUUCUUCCAAGAACUGAUGUAUCCGCAACAAAGUAAGAGCAUGGUGCGGAACCAGAAGGCUCCCAAGGUAACCUUCUCCCAAAUACUCAAGUCGAGCGUCGAGAGAGAGACCACUUCCAAAGGCUGGUGUAGCAGAUGCCAGCGGUACCAGAACAUUGCAGCUAGAAAGACCAUUCACAGCAUCCCUGCCGUCUUUGUCAUCAACACUCUUAUCAACAGUCCGGAGCAUAGGCGCUUUUGGUCAACACCAGGGUUCCUGCCUGAGGAGAUUGGCGUCAUAGUAGACCAUGGCCAAUUUUUCUGCUACGAAGGCGAGGAUCUCAAACUUCAUCUACAGCGCGGUAUUCACAACAUAACUGUGUAUUCCCUCGUCGGCAUGGCCGUGAAUAUCGACCCAGGUGCAGGGCAAAAGCCUCACCUGGUCGCCAUGGUGAAUGUCGCCCACGCGCAGCCCCAGGUGCCUCAAACAAGCCAGUGGCAUCUUUUCAACGACUUCCUCGUGCGGCCCGUUGCAAUCGAGGAGGCACUCGCGUUCCAUCCUGCAUGGAAGAUGCCAUCAGUUGUCGUUUUCCAGCUCAAGGAGGCGAACAACAAGAUAGACAUGGACUGGAAGAAGAACAUCGAUACCUCUUUGCUGUACCAGGACACCAACCCGCAUGUGGACGGCAAGACUUACCGCGCCCUGGAUUUGGCCACCGAACAGCCUGGGCCGGAAAGCAUUGUCGCUCUGGAUACCGAGUUCGUUGCUGUCCGUCAGCCCGAGAUCGAGAUGAAUUCGGACGGCGAGAGAGAGACGAUCCGGCCAAUAGUGUACGCUCUUGCGAGAGCUUCCGUCGUUCGAGGUCAGGGAGAGGACGAAGGGGUUCCGUUUAUCGAUGACUACAUCUCCAUCAGGGAGCCCAUCGUGGAUUACCUGACCUCGUAUUCCGGCAUUACUCACGAAGACCUGGACCCGCGGGUGUCCAAGCAUAACCUUGUGUCCCUCAAGGUCGCGUACAAGAAGCUCUGGAUACUCCUGAAUCUGGGCUGUAAGUUUCUAGGCCAUGGUCUCAAACAGGACUUCCGGGUGAUCAAUAUCCAUAUUCCCAAAUCCCAGGUCGUUGACACCAUUGACCUUUUCUUCCUCAAGUCUCGCCUGCGAAAGCUGUCUCUGGCCUUCCUGGCAUGGUAUCUGCUGAAGGAGGACAUCCAGCUAGAAACACACGAUUCGAUUGAGGACGCUAGGACGGCGCUGAAGCUGUAUCGCAAGUAUCUGGAAUUCGAUGAUGCCGGCGUGCUGGAGCCCAUGCUUCAGGACAUUUAUCGCGCAGGUAGAGAGAACAAUUUCAAGCCGCCAAAGAGAGGUCUGGACGUCCAAAGAGCUCUGACGCCUCCUCCGCUUGCAAGCGAGGCAGCGGCUGCCCCUACGACGCCAUCUGCCGUCGAGCAGGUGUCGGGCAAUGGGUUCGGCGCAGGUGCGACGUGGACGCCAGGCAAGGGCUCCCCCUUGCGAUGA
Molecule: messenger RNA, 3396 nt
Organism: Colletotrichum siamense
Lineage: Eukaryota; Fungi; Ascomycota; Sordariomycetes; Glomerellales; Glomerellaceae
Gene: PAN2
Product: PAN2-PAN3 deadenylation complex catalytic subunit PAN2
Exons: 11
Coding region: 1-3396 (1131 amino acids)
Biological process (GO): mRNA processing; nuclear-transcribed mRNA poly(A) tail shortening
Cellular component (GO): PAN complex; P-body
Molecular function (GO): poly(A)-specific ribonuclease activity; nucleic acid binding; protein binding
Source: RefSeq, a predicted model, not a curated record